Molecule: messenger RNA, 1544 nt
Organism: Argentina anserina (silverweed cinquefoil)
Lineage: Eukaryota; Viridiplantae; Streptophyta; Magnoliopsida; Rosales; Rosaceae
Exons: 12
Coding region: 27-1208 (393 amino acids)
Cellular component (GO): cytoplasm; nucleus
Molecular function (GO): ATP hydrolysis activity; nicotinamide-nucleotide adenylyltransferase activity
Source: RefSeq, a predicted model, not a curated record
GAGAGAAGAAGAAGAAGAAGAAGAGAAUGACAGAGACUCGUGGUAUGAGUGUGAUGAACACUGGAAUCAGAGCACUAGUGGAAGCCAUUCACUCUACUCCCACCCAGUCCGUUCUCUAUCUCUCCGGCGGUGCCUCUCAGGCGGUGGCGUGGCUGCUCUCCGUUCCCGGAGCCUCAAGCACUGUCCUCGAAACUGUAGUGCCUUAUUCCCGGAUGUCGAUGAUCCAAUUACUCGGCAAAAUUCCGGACAAGAUUUGUAGCCGGCACACGGCUGAAGAAAUGGCUCUGUUGGCUUACAAUCGAGCUCUCAAGCUCUCCUCACCAGGUUCCCCAGUUCUUGGUGUGGGUUUCAUUGGUUCUCUGGCUACCUCGCGUCCAAAACUCGGGGACCACAGGUUUUAUUUGUCAACUAGGACAUCUGACAGACUUUCUAUAUCAACAGUCACCCUAUCCAAGGGUUUACGAAAUCGAGAGGAAGAAGAUAUGGUUGCAAGUCAUCUUGUACUCAAGGCAAUUGCAAAUGCGUGCAAAGUUCCCGGAACAUUUGUUUCAGAUCUCACUGAAUCUGAAGUGCCUGAAGAAUGUGAAAAGCAGUUCAGUGAAGAUGAAGAAUUACAGCAACUUAUAAAUGGGCAAAUAUGCUUCAAGGUUUAUCCCUUUUCCAGUGAGCAUUCUGUGCCAAUUCCAGAAAGAAAGAUAAUACUGUCUGGUUCUUUUAAUCCAUUACAUGAAGGCCACCUCAAACUAUUAGAGAUUGCUACCAGCAUCUGUGGCAAUGGCUACCCAUGCUUUGAACUGUCUGCAAUCAAUGCUGACAAACCUCCACUUUUGAUAUCGCAAAUUAAAGAUCGUGUCAAGCAGUUUGAAAAAGCUGGAAAAACGGUAAUCAUAUCCAAUCAGCCAUAUUUUUAUAAGAAAGCUGAACUUUUCCCAGGCAGUACGUUUGUGAUUGGUGCUGACACAGCAGCAAGACUGAUUAAUCCCAAAUACUAUGACGGGGACUACAAAAAAAUGCUAGAUAUACUUCUCAGAUGCAAGGUAACGGGGUCCACUUUUCUUGUGGGUGGUCGCAAUGUAGAUGGUGUUUUCAAGGUACUGGAUGAUUUUGAAAUUCCAGAAGAGCUAAAAGAUAUGUUCAUUUCAAUACCACCAGAGAAGUUCCGGAUGGAUAUAUCCUCCACCGAGAUCAGGAAGAAACUUGGAAAGUAAAUACAAUUUGAAUAUUCUCCUGCCUACAGUAUUUGAUUGUGAAAAGUAUUUCUGACUUAUAUGAUAUGUAGCAUGCGUGAAUAAGAACGCGAUUAAAGAGUAUCCAUGUGCUUAUGCUCUUAUCUUAUACCAAAGAGGUAUUUCCUUGUUGUGCUUGAGAUAAGAUAUAUGAUGUAACUAAAGUGCAAGUCAGAUUUGCAUCUUGAACUUGAAUAAUCAUUUACUGUAAUCUGUAGUUUGCUUUUUGGUUGUGGUCCCUUGAACUUUGAAUUGCAAGUUGUCUGUAUUCUCAUUGGUUGGCAUUUCUAUGGGGAAAGGCAUCUGAUAGUUGAUGUA